Messenger RNA from Fraxinus pennsylvanica, 447 nucleotides. NCBI's taxonomy places the organism in Eukaryota, Viridiplantae, Streptophyta, Magnoliopsida, Lamiales, Oleaceae. The record is from the annotation of a GenBank genome assembly.
AUGGCGACGUCCAAAACCCUAAUUCGCACCGGAGUUUCUCUGAUAAACCGUUUCAUCAACCCGACUGUUAAUUCGAACCCGAUUCCCCACCACCGGAUUGUCUGCCGGAGCCCCCCAUUUAUAAACCCUCCGCAGCUAUUCCCCUCUCUCUUCCUUCCUCAAUUUCACACCUCCUUUCUACAAUUUCCGCAGCACCAAAACGGUGCCGAAUCUCACGGAGAGCUCUUCCUCCACCCCUCUGGCAUCCCGUUUCUUCCGUUCUUCCUUCCCGAAGGAGAUGAUUCUUCAUCAAGUGAGUCAAUGAUUUUACUUCCGAAGCGAACAUAUCAACCGAGCAACAUCAGGCGCAAAAGGACACAUGGAUUUUUCGCUCGGAAAGCAACAAAAGGUGGCCGGAGAGUUAUUGCUCGGCGAAUCGCAAAAGGUCGGUCCAGAAUCACAGCUUGA